AACAUUGGACUGAGAUAAUGAAUGUAGCAAAAGAUGCAUUAAUAAAUACCCAAGAGAAACAAACCGAACAAGCCAACAAGAGACGACAUUAUCUAGAAUUAAAAGAAGGAGACUUAGUAAUGCUGAAUACAGCAAAUCUAACUCCACAAGAAAGUAGAAAAAGGCCAUCAAAGAAACUUAUCUCAAAAUUCAUGGGGCCUUUUAAGAUCAUUCAAAAGAUAUCAACAACAGCAUAUCGACUAGAACUUCCCAAAACCUUACGUAUUUACCUAGUCUUCCACAUAUCCUUACUGAAACCAUAUCAUUCCAACGAAUUCAAAAACAAAGAAAUUACCGAACCAAUCCAAAAUAUUGCAAAUAAAACUCCACAAGAAUACGAAGUCAAAGCUAUACUAGACAAAAGAACAUACUACUGCCGUUUACAGUACUUGAUGAAAUGGAAAGGGUAUCUGUUGUAUGAUGUGACCUGGGAAUCUCUAAAUAAACUUGAUAAUUAUAGAGAUCUAGUAAAAGAAUUCGAAAAAAUG
Molecule: messenger RNA, 527 nt
Organism: Racocetra persica
Lineage: Eukaryota; Fungi; Glomeromycota; Glomeromycetes; Diversisporales; Gigasporaceae
Source: the annotation of a GenBank genome assembly